AUGCAGCUCUGCAUGCACAGCCCUGCUCUGUGUACACACCAUGCAGCUCUGCAUGCACACCAUGCAGCUCUGCGUGCACACCAUGCAGCUCUGCGUGCACACCAUGCAGCUCUGCGUGCACACCAUGCAGCUCUGCGUGCACACCAUGCAGCUCUGCGUGCACACCAUGCAGCUCUGCGUGCACACCAUGCAGCUCUGCGUGCACACCAUGCAGCUCUGCGUGCACACCAUGCAGCUCUGCGUGCACACCAUGCAGCUCUGCGUGCACACCAUGCAGCUCUGCGUGCACACCAUGCAGCUCUGCGUGCACACCAUGCAGCUCUGCGUGCACACCAUGCAGCUCUGCGUGCACACCAUGCAGCUCUGCGUGCACACCAUGCAGCUCUGCGUGCACACCAUGCAGCUCUGCGUGCACACCAUGCAGCUCUGCGUGCACACCAUGCAGCUCUGCGUGCACACCAUGCAGCUCUGCGUGCACACCAUGCAGCUCUGCGUGCACACCAUGCAGCUCUGCGUGCACACCAUGCAGCUCUGCGUGCACACCAUGCAGCUCUGCGUGCACACCAUGCAGCUCUGCGUGCACACCAUGCAGCUCUGCGUGCACACCAUGCAGCUCUGCGUGCACACCAUGCAGCUCUGCGUGCACACCAUGCAGCUCUGCGUGCACACCAUGCAGCUCUGCGUGCACACCAUGCAGCUCUGCGUGCACACCAUGCAGCUCUGCGUGCACACCAUGCAGCUCUGCGUGCACACCAUGCAGCUCUGCGUGCACACCAUGCAGCUCUGCGCAUUCACACCUGUUUUCGAAUACUUUUUCUGUAA
Messenger RNA from Pelobates fuscus (common spadefoot toad), 822 nucleotides. Its product is annotated as histidine-rich protein PFHRP-II-like. Bases 1 to 822 code for a protein of 273 amino acids. Gene Ontology annotation, cellular component: cytoplasm; centrosome. Gene Ontology annotation, biological process: cytoskeleton-dependent intracellular transport; cytoplasmic microtubule organization. The record is from RefSeq and is a predicted model, not a curated record. NCBI's taxonomy places the organism in Eukaryota, Metazoa, Chordata, Amphibia, Anura, Pelobatidae. Gene Ontology annotation, molecular function: microtubule binding; dynein light intermediate chain binding. The transcript is spliced from 2 exons.